Molecule: messenger RNA, 2699 nt
Organism: Grammomys surdaster
Lineage: Eukaryota; Metazoa; Chordata; Mammalia; Rodentia; Muridae
Gene: Vps37c
Product: VPS37C subunit of ESCRT-I
Exons: 5
Coding region: 251-1312 (353 amino acids)
Biological process (GO): protein targeting to membrane; protein targeting to vacuole; ubiquitin-dependent protein catabolic process via the multivesicular body sorting pathway
Cellular component (GO): ESCRT I complex
Source: RefSeq, a predicted model, not a curated record
GCCUUCCCCGCGCGGGUGGGGCCGAGUGGCCUUUCGCGGGUGUGGCGCCUGAAGCCACUAGCGUAUGAGUGCCGGUAUCGUGGCCACCUCGAGGCCCACAAGGCAGGGCGCCCGGGGCGCGGCAGAGGGGCAGUGCGGCUCCCUCCCGGCAGGACGCGGGAGGAAGUCACAUCCGGUAGAGGCGGGGCUCGUGGCUCCCGGAAGUGCGGGCGGCGGCUGAGUGCCCGCGGUGGUGGCGGCUCCGGAAAAGAUGGAGGGGCUGAAAGACAAGACCCUGCAGGAGCUGGAGGAGAUGCAGAAUGACCCAGAAGCCAUUGCCCGGCUGGCCUUGGAAUCUCCUGAGGUUCAGGACCUGCAGUUAGAACGAGAGAUGGCACUGGCCACCAACCGGAGCCUGGCAGAGCAGAACCUGGAGUUCCAAGGUCCCCUGGAAAUCAGCCGCUCUAACCUCUCAGACAAAUACCAGGAGCUGCGGAAGCUUGUGGAACGGUGCCAGGAGCAGAAAGCCAAGCUGGAGAAAUUUUCCUCAGCACUGCAGCCUGGGAGUUUAUUGGACCUUCUGCAGAUCGAAGGCAUGAAGAUCGAGGAGGAGUCUGAGGCCAUGGCUGAGAAAUUCCUGGAAGGUGAGGUGCCCUUGGAAACGUUCUUAGAGUCCUUUUCUUCCAUGAGGACACUGCUGCACCUGCGCCGAGUCCGCGUAGAGAAGCUCCAGGACGUGGUGAGGCGGCCUCGAGCUUUGCCGGAGCUUGCUGGAGAUGCACCUCCAAAGCGCCCACCACCCCCACGCCCAGUGCCCCAGGCAACACCCCCCGAGACUGAAGAACAGACUCCACAGCCCUCUGUAGUGACUCCCUACCCUCUGCCCUACAGCCCAUCCCCAGGCUUGCCUGUGGGCCCUACAGCCCAGGGAGCCCUGCAGCCAGCCCCCUUCCCUGUGGUGGCCCAGCCUUCCUCCUAUGGUGGGCCUCUGGGUCCUCCUUACCCAUCACCUCAGCCAGGACCUAGGGCCAUGGUGGGUUACUCCUGGGCUCCACAGAGGAGUAGUCUGCCCCAGCCCAGCUAUCCUAUGGUUCCAACUAGCACCUCUGGUCCAGGAUACCCCUUAGUGGGGGGCCGAACUCCUGGUCCUGGUUAUCCUCAACAGUCCCCCUACCUCCCAUCAGGAAACAAACCUCCCUACCCAACACAACCUCAGCUCCCGGGCUUCCCAGGACAGCCCCAGCCUCCAGUGCCCCCUCAACCUCCAUACCCUCCUGGGACAACCCCUCCCUAUGGCUUUCACCCUUCAGGACCUGCCUGGCCUAGGUAUUAGUCCUGGUCCGUGUCCACCUUCUUCCUUCUACCUGCACCACAGCCUUUGGCCUCCAUUUGCUGAGAUUUGAGGUUAACACUGGACAUGGAGGUGAUGCGCCCUGAAACGUUGGGACACACAGAAGCCUCGAGCCUCUAGUUGGAAGCACAUAGGCCUCUUGAAAGGCCCUGAACGGUGCAGCAUGAGUCCUUCUGGGAGCUCCUUCUAUCAGGGAUCAGCUCAGCACAUCCUGAGUGGCCUGGUGUGAGCCCAGGGCUCUCUGGUGUCUGCAUGAAUGGGUGUGUUCAUGUCUUUGCACAGCCACCUGCGCUUGAUCCCUGACAGCUGAACCAAUGUAGAAAGAUCUUGAUGGCAGGGGUGACCCUGGGUCUCAGACCCUGCUCAUCCAGGCUGUCCCUUGGAACUUGGUCUAUUUGAUAUGAAACCAUAUGCCAAGUAAUGACAGCUCUGUCUGUCCAUUAAAGGAAGGUCUAUCUUAUUUACCAUGGUCGGGUCGUAGGAAGCAAGAGUUAGGAAAAAUAGGGACUUGGAGUCCUGAAAGCCAUAUUUUAGCUGCCAUGUCAAUGUCAGGCAAGUGCUGGCAGGGGCCACAGCAGCAGUGGUAUGGUGAGAGCUGGGGAUGCCAAGGGAAACUCAGGCCUCAAACUGAAUGGUUGGAUGUCCCAGGGUCACCCUGGAGGCCCUGGCUGGGGUGGAGGACCAGGGUUACCUCCCAGCCACUUUCACUCCUGGGGCCCUCCACUUCUGGCUGGCUUUUUCUGAGGUUUGCCCACCCCUCCACUCCUUUAGUGCCUUGAAUCUUAUUUGCUAGCAGCCCCUUUAUCUUGUGUAUCUCCUUCCUUUUUCCAAUGUCCCUGCAGAACAGACACCAGACCUACCCUUACAGAACAUCCCCAUGGUGCUUCCCAGACACCGUCACUACACUGGGCUUGGUUUCUCUACACUCUCAUUUUCAGAGUGUAAAGGGUAGGGACUGUGAGUGCAGCCUCAGCACUGGAUGGGGCCGAAGCCUGCGUAGUAGUAAACGUGACCACACUAUUCUAAAGGGGUUGCAGCAGAUGGUGCAUCUGCGUGGCUGGUCCAGACGUGAACCAGGUCUCAGGGUGGACCCUGGAGCUGCUACGGGUUAGGAAAUUGUCUGUGCCUUGAAACAUCCCCUGCCUGGGUACCCAGCCGCUGGUGGGCCAAGGUGCUGGGGGUCAAGGAGGAACCCCAUCUUCUGGUGCCACUCCGCCCACAGGCCACAGUGCAUUACCACCUCUGCUUGCAUCUCCUGAGUUAUUUAUAACAUGGAAUCACUAAUGGAGUCUGUGGUAGACUGCUGCUGAACUCGGUGAUGAGCACCCGUUUGUGCAAUUGCCAUAAUAAAUGUUGAUGAGUUCCUUGG